Lactuca virosa is the source of this 624-nucleotide messenger RNA. Lineage: Eukaryota; Viridiplantae; Streptophyta; Magnoliopsida; Asterales; Asteraceae. The record is from the annotation of a GenBank genome assembly.
AUGACAACUGGACAAAUGGUAACUUUUGAUUUUAUUGGCAAUGGUUAUAUCUUCAAAGUCACCCAAGUUGAUGUGGAAAGCCAUGACAAAACAGACAUUGAAAGAGGCAUGCUUUCAUCUGAUUCGUACAUUGUCUUUGAAGCCUCAAACUCUAGUGGGAUAAAGAUAUCUUUAGAAGAGCUUUUUCCUGUAGGGUUGUCCCUCCACAUGUGGCAACAUGUUAAGGGAAUGUUGUUAUAUGGUCCACCUGGGACUCGGAAGACUCUAAUGGCUCGUCAAACUGGAAAGAUGUUAAAUGGAAGAUACCCAAAGAUUGUAAAUGGGCCUGAAGUGUUGAGGGAUCAAAGUGACUUACAUGUGAUCAUUUUUGAUGAAAUUGAUGCAAAUUGCAAGCUCACCCUUGAUGAUACUACCAAAAAAGUAGAUGAGGAAAGCAUAAAAGUCACCAUGGAUGAUUUCUUGAAUGCUCUUUAUGAAGUUAUUCUUGCAUUUGGUGCUUCCAUGGAUGGCCUUGAACGCUGCAGACUGAAUGGAAUACUUGAAUGUGGUCAAAAACAUGAUCACAUCUUCAAAAGGACAAUGCUAUUAGGCGAUGCAGUAUGGAUCGGGUCAGCCUACGCGUAG